Messenger RNA from Paraphaeosphaeria sporulosa, 648 nucleotides. RefSeq lists its product as uncharacterized. NCBI's taxonomy places the organism in Eukaryota, Fungi, Ascomycota, Dothideomycetes, Pleosporales, Didymosphaeriaceae. The transcript has a single exon. The annotation marks the transcript as partial. The record is from RefSeq and is a predicted model, not a curated record.
UUGGUAAUUCGACAAGAACCUAAGGAGGCCCUCGUCUUGAGCUCAGGCAAAGAGAAAGGCCGCAAACCCGUGGAUCCUCCGCCCAUCGUGCAGCUCAAAGUUAACAGUGACGUAGAGGCCAGUCAGCACUUCCUACAAAGUCCCUACCUGUUUAUGGUUGCGGACCUUUGGAAAGCUGACCGAGACGAGCGCUGUGGAGACCAUGGUGCCAGCAACCUCUAUGGCGGACUUUGCAGCUCGCUGCACCGCCUCAAGGACGUCGAUAACAAGGAUGGCGCCUUCUUCAUCUUUGGGGAUAUCUCGGUCAAACUGACUGGCACCUUCCGACUUCACUUUAGCUUGUACGACCUUCAGACAUCCGAACAUGCAGCAGUCUUUCUCGGCAGCAUCGCGACUCAACCGUUCAAGGUCAUGGCUCCCAAGGACUUCCAAGGCUUGGAGGAAUCAACCUACCUCUCCAGAGCCUUCUCAGAUCAGGGCGUCCGGCUGCGCCUCCGCAAAGAGCCAAGGGCAUUUGCAGGACAGAAGCGCUCAUACUUCGCUGACGGCAUGCCCCCAUCCCAAUCUAAUGUUCCGGGAAGAUCUAGCAGUUCGUUCUACGAAGACGAAGCUCCGCCGGCCAAGCGUUAUCGCGCAGACACAGAAGAU